GUUGUGAAAAGUUUAGUUCAGUGUUCCGUUGCACCGGCUGCCUCCUACAACGCGAAAAACUCUUAAUUGUGGUCAAUAUUAAGACAAAUACCCAGUGAUUGUACGUUAAAUUGGCAAAAAUAACCAUUCUUCUGAUGUGUAAAUAUUUGCUACUGAUUAACACUACACUUAUAUGGAGUCCGAUCUGGAGCAAAUCAUCAUCACCUAUAACGUUUAUGUUAGUUCUUACUUUCCUGACAAUUCUGAAGUCAUCCCGGACCGAUACGUUCACAAUAGGCUAUAUAACAGGAUCUCAAAGGAAAAGAGGCGAUCUGGAAUACUCCAGACCGGGUCUUAUGAUAUCUGGAGCGAUUUCGCUAGCUGUAGAGGAAGUUAAUAAAGGAAUUCUUGGGCAAAGAGGUCAUCGACUUGACUUUAUCGUUGCUGAGACAUUUGGCGAAGAAGUGAUCAGCGUCCAAAGGACUGCUGAGCUAUGGACGAAAAAUGUGUCGGCUUAUAUUGGGCCGCAAGAAACUUGUACUCAUGAGGCUUAUAUGGCUGCAGCAUUUAAUUUACCCAUGAUUUCUUACUUUUGUACCCAUUAUGAGACAUCUGAUAAGAAGAAGUUUCCAACUUUUGCAAGAACUAGACCACCAGACACUCAGAUUUCGAAAUCUGUAGUUUCCCUAUUGACAUAUUUUGAAUGGAAACACGUCGUUCUAUUUUAUCUCAACUCGACCGACUCGGAGUUUUCUAAAGUUGCAAUGACGAUGCUGGAAUGGUUAGCAUCUUCGGGCGUCAACGUUGCCCACACCAAUUACUGGGACACACCGUAUCAUUAUGGUUACACUGAUAACCCUUUCUACAAAUUGGUUAAACAGACGUAUGAAAAAACUAGAAUUUAUGUCGUUGUGGGACAUUACUACGAACACAUGGGCCUUUUAAUUGCUAUGCAGCACAUGGGUCUUCUUGAUCAGGGAGAAUACUUCGUAAUCGGAGUUGAUAUCGAACAGUACGAUGAAAAAUAUCCCGAGAAAUAUUUAAAGGGUCUUCUCAAGGAAGAUAAGGACCCCGCAGCUGAAAAAGCAUUCCGAUCUUACUUUGGAGUGUUUCCAAGUAGUCCCGUCGGUUUCGACAAUUUUUCCACUCUAGUGAAUGCUUAUAUGGAACGACCACCCUUUAACUACCCCAACCCACUUAAUUAUCUCGGAGGUGGCCGCAGGCAAAUCCAGGCCGAAGCCGCUUAUCUUUAUGACGCCGUUCAUUUAUACGUCAGAGCUUUAAUAAAAGCUUUGGAUGCCGGAAAGAACCCAAGGAACGGGACUGAAAUAAUAAACUACAUUAAGAAGAGUUAUUAUAAAAGUGCAAUGGGAAUUCACCCAUUGGUAAGGACAAGUCAAGUUUCACUAAGUUCUAAUCUCGAUAACGAGUUAAGGUAUUCGACUAUUUUUACUCAAGUAGGUUUAUACAAAGGACGAUUAUAUGCAGUCAAGAAGGUUCAUAAAAAAUACAUUGAUCUUACUCGUACUGUGAAGAAAGAACUCAAAGUAUUGAGAGAUUUGCGGCAUGAUAAUCUAAACGCUUUUAUCGGCGCUUGCACCGACCCUUCAAAUAUUUGCAUUGUUACCGAGUAUUGCUCCAGGGGGAGCCUAAGGGAUAUAUUGGAAAACGAAGACGUAAAAUUGGACAGCAUGUUUAUUGCAUCCCUUGUUGGUGACAUUCUACGGGGGAUGAUUUAUUUACACGAAUCUCCAGUUCGAUUUCAUGGAAACCUUCACACAGGAAACUGUCUGGUAGAUUCAAGAUGGGUCGUCAAAUUGUCAGACUUCGGUCUGAGAGAAUUUAUGAAAGGCUCAGAAGAUCCAUCUUCCAAAGAUCCGUACAAAGUACUCGAAAAAUGCCGAAAACUAAUUUAUCGUGCCCCGGAAGUGUUGCGGGCCAUGAAUUCCCUUUUUGAAGAAGAUGAUACAAUCGGAACUCCGAAAGCUGACGUAUAUUCUUUUGGAAUAAUCCUGCACGAAUUUUACAACAGGAAUGGACCGUUUGGGAACACGGACUUGCCUUACACAGAAAUUCUGCAAAGAAUCAUGAAUUUAUCUUCACCUCCUUUCAGGCCAUCGCUUGAAGGAAACGAAAAUAUUUUCGAUUUCGUUAAAGAUUGCUUGAAGGAAUGUUGGGCAGAAGACCCAGACUCGAGGCCUGACUUCAAAACAAUAAGAGUGAAAUUAAGACCGCUACGGAAAGGAAUUAAACCCAAUAUAUUCGAUAAUAUGAUGGCAAUGAUGGAAAAGUAUGCAAAUAACUUGGAAGUUCUGGUGGAUGAGAGGACUUGUCAGCUUCAAGAAGAAAAGAAGAAAACAGAAGCCCUUUUGUAUGAAAUGCUUCCAAAACCUGUGGCAGAUCAGCUUAAAAUCGGCGGAAAAAUUGAAGCCGAAAGUUUCGACUGUGUUACAAUUUAUUUUAGCGACAUAGUAGGAUUCACUGCGAUGUCAGCAGAGAGCACUCCCCUUCAGGUGGUAGAUCUUUUAAACGAUUUGUACACUUGUUUUGACUCAGUCAUAGAGAAUUUUGAUGUUUACAAAGUUGAGACCAUAGGAGAUGCGUACAUGGUGGUAAGUGGACUUCCGCUACGAAACAACAUGAACCAUGCAUCAGAAAUCGCUAGUAUGUCGUUGAAACUCCUACAGGAAAUCAAACAAUUCAAAAUUCGACACAGACCUAACGAUAAACUGUUACUGCGAAUCGGAAUACAUUCAGGCCCAGUAUGUGCGGGGGUAGUUGGUUUGAAGAGACCAAGGUAUUGUCUAUUCGGAGAUACUGUUAACACCGCCAGCAGAAUGGAAUCAACUGGAAUUCCUUUGAAGAUUCAUUGCAGUAGACAAUGUACCGAAAUAUUGAAAGAGAUCGGAGGAUAUCAUUUGAUUGAAAGAGGCUUAAUACCUAUAAAAGGAAAAGGAGAACAAAAGACAUUUUGGCUUUUAGGAGAAACUCCAAAAGCGAGCCAAUUAAGAAACUCCGAACGACAAAAGCAAAAGGCAGCGUCAUUUCAUCAAACGCUUGAAUCGAAUAAAUCCCAUUUCAUUCCGAAAAGUUCACUUAAAAAUAAACACAAAUCAAGAAAUCACAAUGUCUUGCCCCGCUGUUCCAGUUUUGAAUCGACCAAAAAAAUCCGAUUUGCCAGUGGCGAAAAAUUAGCAAAUCAUAAAAACUCUCAGCUGCAGUUAAAAAUACUGACGGAAAACGAUUUAAAUUUUCCGAGUAUUUCGCCAGCUGCAUCUCCCAGUUGUUGUAAUAAAUCGACGCUGAAAUCCACGAGCGUUUCCUGUCCGUGUAUAGAAAAUCUGUCUGGAUCCGGAACUAUCCUUAUUAAUUCCCAACUGUCAGUCUAUUUAAGUCCUGACACGAUGAAUAAUAAAUUGGAAAGACCGAUGUGCUAUAGCGUUCCAACACUUUGUCUUUCGGUCUCACAUGUUCAAAAAGAACAAGCUGUCUCAGCUCCGACAAGUCCCAAAAAACAUCACGCCGUCGAUUUGCUAUUCCAAAAAUCUGACGAUUUUUUACAUGCCAAUGAUUCGACGCCAUUAUUAAAAGUUACCACAGCAGACGAUACAGAAUUGUUUACGUAAUGCAGAAAUUAAUUUAUUACCAAUCUUCUAUUGCUGUAAGUAUUCAAUGUGUUUAUUAUUUAUUUAAUGGCUUAAGACGAUUUUAUAGAUACCUAUGUAUUUAUUUAGUAGUAGUAAAUGUCCACUGAUUGUACUUAAAAGAUGUUCUCGUAAAAUACAUUAUUGUG
Messenger RNA from Agrilus planipennis (emerald ash borer), 3772 nucleotides. RefSeq names its product receptor-type guanylate cyclase Gyc76C-like. Gene Ontology annotation, molecular function: guanylate cyclase activity; ATP binding; protein kinase activity. The coding region runs from base 135 to 3605 and encodes 1156 amino acids. Gene Ontology annotation, biological process: receptor guanylyl cyclase signaling pathway; protein phosphorylation; intracellular signal transduction. Lineage: Eukaryota; Metazoa; Arthropoda; Insecta; Coleoptera; Buprestidae. The transcript has 19 exons. The record is from RefSeq and is a predicted model, not a curated record.